AUGUCUGUGCUACAGGCGAUCUUGCUCCUCGCACUCUCCAUCAGCUGUCCUGCGCAUGCUGCUGUCGUCUUACAGUCUGGAGUGAAGUACACAGUCGCUGAGACGGCCCAGCUUCAGAUGGAAGGAGGCACGUCGGACCUGAAAGCGACAGACCUCAAGAUCUACUGGGGGUCGCUGGGAGCUUGGAGCGAAGGGAAUGACAUUCUUGCAUCGGAUACCGUCAUUGAAGUUUAUCUCCCGCGCUUUUCAGGAGGAUCGAACCUCUUCGGCGCAUACAGAUCUGGCAGCGCAGAGACAAGCGUCAUGUGGAUGAAGCAAGGUCAAGUCGUCACCAUAUCCGAGAGCGUGUCCAAGCCAUGGGCAGCAGGUCUCCCUGUGUCAAGCCAGUCUUCGCUCGAGGCUGGUCCGGGGGUGGGAGGAUGCUUUGGGAUCACCCAGGACCUUUCGUCGAACGCUUUCGAUCUCAAGCAGCUCCAAGCAAACUCCUUCUCCAUGUGUCAUUGGGACUCACAGAAAGAGACGCUCCGUCUCCUCAUGUCCUCAUCGCAGCCCAUCACAGGCGUGUACAUCAGCAAGGUUUCCUUGUAUCAGAACUAUGACGUUCACGGCAAGCAGAACGGGCUGGGCCCUCUGCCGCCCAUUGGAGGGAUAGACGAGCACUGGUAUCAGCUAGCGAAUGUGGCCGUGUAUCAGGCAUCUGGAUCUUCACGAGGCUGUGCGGUGAAGGCGAUCAGUGACUUUCCGUCGACGCCUUGCACUAGCGAUCUCUUGGUGUAUCAAGUUCCCUUCGACCAGUAUCGCUCAGUGAGGUUCGGUACGGACCUGCCUCCCAUCCCUACAAGAAUUGGAGCAGGAGCCGUCGGCACCGUAGCUCCUCCAGCCUUCGUCUAUGCGGCAGCGUCAGGCAACAAUGAUGGGCCCAAUCAAGCUGUCUGCAUCACCGUCACUCUGAUCAGCUCGGCCACCCUCUUCUCGGCUGGCGUCAAUCCCACCACCAUCACUCUCACCGGACUGACGGGAGCCUCGACCACCAGUCAGCCCGUGCGGCUCUUUCAGAACAAGUGUCAAUGCCAAGGCUCAAGCCCGGUGCAGGACUUGAUGCCUGCGAGGUUUCGAACGUCCACCACCGCCAACACCGUCGGGUCAGCAGACUUCAAGGCUGACGGGACCCUGACCUUUCAGCUCAUACCCGGGCAUUACAUCCAAGCUGGAGAGGUGCUGACCUUGUCCUUCAGUCUUGUGACGGGUGCCAACCCUCAGUCGUCUCGAGACCUCAAAGUGUCAAUGUCCGGGCAGGCGUGUCUGACCAAUGACUUCUGUACGUUACCCAAGUCUGUAGCGAUCACGGUUGCGCCGACCUCGUUUGACUCGUCGUCGAGGAUCUUGGAGGUGGUGGGCAAGAAGCUGAGGGUGUCGAUGUUUCAAAGCUCAAGCGACCCUGGCUCACUGACCAACCUCUUUGUGACGCUCCGGCCCAACUUCAACGUCGAGGUAGGGUCGGUCAUCAGCAUUCAGGGCCUCUGUGGCUCGCAGAGCAACUCAGCCUAUGUCUCUCUAGUCAGCAACAGGCUCAACGGCGGGACGCCGCUGACCGACACAUGUACUGGAAACCCGACCGAGGUCGACCUCGCGGACUACUGGCCAGGCUCAAGGCUGGACUGGAGUGGCGGGGGACCUCUCAAGAUCACUGUGGCGAGCAGCUUGAGUCUCGUCGCUCGCGGUACUUACGCUCUGUCAUGGACUUGGCGGAACCUGGACUUGGCUCACCCGGCGUGCUCGAUGACUGUCAGUAUGCAGAAAGGAGGAGACGUGGUGAGCGCGGAGGCUGUGGAGAACAUCGGCAACACAUUCGGCACGGUGCUGAGUCCUGGGUUUAUCAAGUACAAGAUCAGACAAUCGACUACCCGUCCUGACGUUGCCAACUACAUCUGCGUGACGCUGAGAAGCAACUUUCGUGUUUCCACGCUCUCCAACACCCAAGGUCAGAACAACCUGGCCCAGAUUACUAUCUCAGGCCUACAGGGAUCUCAAACGACAACAGCGCUGUUCGUGAAGGCUUGUCCGUCAUACGACUGGAGCUUGAUGCAGCUACAGCCCGAGUCUGAUCCGCCAACAGCUCACUUCAUCGACAAGAUUACGGGAGGUACACUCCAUCAUACGACAAGCUGGUCGUCUGGAUCAGCCGUCCUGACCGUCAACCAGGACGAUGCUGCGAAUCAGAUGUAUUACUCCAUCCCUCAGCAGCAGGACAUUGUGUUCGCUCUCAGGCUGAAGAACCCUAAGGUGUCCAACCCUUGUCAAGCAGUGACUAUGCGCUUCUCUGGUGUUGGCCCUGGCAACCGCUUGGUCACGCAAACGGUCAACAUGGUGCAGAACCGUGUCGAUAGAGCCCUCGAGGACGGCGAGACAGAUGGAGACGUGUGCGUGCUCAAGACGUACGAUUACAGCUUCCUGACUCGAGUCAUCGCCCAGUCAACCUCGGUCGUACAGGAGAAGAACGUCAUUACUGUCACCUUGAGGUCUAACAUGGACCUGUUGAGCUCCGUCUACAGUCCUCAGAUCACCAUCUCUGGUCUCACAGGAGCAGACACAGCCGUGACGGCCUUGUCUGCUGCUGCCAUCACAAACCAGUACUUCCCCAACAUCCAGAAGUCGAGCUGGGAUAAAGCACGAGGAGUGCUUGUAGUCACUCUUGCUCCAGGAGCUUGCCAGCUGCCUGUCAAGGGUCGACCGUCUAAUUGCAUGCAUGCUGGCUGGACAUAUGCAUGGAGUUACACCUUGACGAAUGGCGUGACGGAGCAGGCCAGCCCUUCUGUCUCCGUGUCAUGUCAGUUUGCUGAGAACAAGCUGUCGAGCCCACAGCUUAUGGCGUCACCGAUGCGCAAAGACUUGCACGCUCUCUACUUGACGAGGCAGCUGCUCAACAAGUAUGACAUCGGGCAGUUGAGUCCAGCUCCUGGAGCUGUCAACCCUGUUUGCAUUACCUUGAGGCCCAGCAAGUCUAUCAAUGCGCCGACGACCUUCACUCUGACGGGCUUGGACAUGUUCUCUUCCGGUACCAAAGUAGCCUUGUACGAUCAGUAUGGGGUAUCGCCUCUUACCAGCGGGCUGUUCCAGACAGUUGGGGCUAGCCCGCAAGACAACUACGCGACGUAUGACAAGUCAACGAUACAGUUUCAGCUGGGCCCGUCAAAGUCGCUGCAGCAGAACUCCAAGUACAAGUUUUGUUUCCAGCUCACCAACGUCAUGACAGGACAAGCGACCUGCCCUCAGGUCUCGCUGACAGUAGAUUCACCGUCUGCACCUGCCGUGUACCGAGGAGCUCAGUCGUAUCUCUGCAACAAUGAUGUGACCAGGAAGGUAGCCGGCUACACGUCUGAGCCGUCAGGGUGUGCGGGCUACAUCUCAGAUCGCAAGUUCAUAUCGUCCAACAUCAGGUCGGGAUCGAAUGUGACAGGCAGCACAGUCUGGUUGACGAUGGAGCUACAGCCUAACUAUCCUCUCGCCUCGGGUCAGACUAUCACAGUCGGAUCGUUCAUCAGCAUGAAGAACGCUGGAUCAUCGGACAUCCCAUGUGCAAUAGCCAGGAACGGGCAGGUUGUAAAUGCCGCUACCAACAAGCAUCGUGCCAACGGGAUAGCGCCUCCGGCUGUGUUCAACAGCGUAUGCAAGUACCUCGACAACACGAUACAGAUCUCGUACACCGGGGCGUCAACGCAGUACUCAUCUUCCGUCUACGACCCGUUCUACAACGUCAAUGCUCGCCGGUCCAAGGGCCUGUACAAGGUGGAGGUCACAGCGGGAGGGUCAGGGUAUCAGUCUGCCAGUGUCAUCAUAUGCGACGUUACGCCUGGAGCUGAGUUCUGGACGAAGCCGACUUGCACAGCUGCUGGGGUAGUGUUUGCUGCCGGCAGCUCUGCCUCAGCAGCCGCGACCGUGAUCUCCGGCACCGUCACGUCCAUCAGCCUGACAGCGCCUGGCUCAGGCUACACGAUGCGUCCUCAAGUCUUGAUCGUCGACUCCUCGGGCUCCGGGAGCGGCGCGCGAGCAGAAGCGUUCAUCUACGAUCGCUCCAUCUACACAGUCCAGCUGCAGCUGGUCAACCAGGGCACUGCCGCCAGCGCUCAAGCUCUGACGGUCAAGUCGGGCUCAUCAUUUGUGUCUGCGACUCUAGACAGUGGUUACGAGGUCCGAGCAAAGUCCAGCAUGCAGCUCCAGGAGCAGUCCAGCAGAGAUGUCGUGUUCACGGUCACUCCCGAGCAUAACCUCUACGAAGGCGACAUGCUCCUCGUCAACCUGCCUGCCUACGACGUUGUCACGGGUCCCAUCUUCGGCGUGACCUCGUCGCCCAACCCAGCCUUCACCACCUUCACCACGCAGCUGGAGUGGGAGCUCAAUUACUACCAGGAGGAUCGCGCUCGAGCAUACAUCAGCAACGGCUGGGUGGCCGACGGGAACAGGCAUCGGUCAGGAGACGGAGACGUGGACGGCUUGUUUGUGCUGUCGCGGGAUGACGAUGGCUACAACAAGAACAAGGACCUCUGCUGGAGCCGCGUGUCCUGCCCGUGGGGCCUUCCGGACAGCGACAUGACCUUCGCGGGUCCAUCAAAGACGCUGGUGCUGACCAAGGUGACCAACGGAGCCUCGUCGUCUCUAGGGUACACACAGGACAUCUGCUACAGGAACACCAGCGUCAACCUCCUUCAACCGUCGGACUAUGUCGGCAUGCAGCUCAAGUGCCGUAACAACCAGCACACGGUGACAGCCGGCGGUCAGGUCACAAGCGUGCGAGUGCGGCACGGGGGCCUUGUGGUCAUCAACGGGAGAUACUCGGAGAGCUCGGGAGUAUCAGGAGCCGCGCCGACGUUUGUGGCAUCUGGCGCGACAGAUCAGGCGACGGGGACGCUGCUCUACCAGGUGGUGGGAGUCCAGUACGUGUCAGGCAGCUCGUUGGCAGCAGGCGACAUGAUCGUCUUCGAUUCUACCUACCAAGUCCUGCAGGCGAAUGCUACCAUCUCUUCUCUCUACAGCACCAGCCCAGCUGUGCAUGUCACUGCCCCCGGGCUGUACUCCGGAUAUCCUUAUGCGACCGUGUCUGGGAAGAACACCCAGCUGCGAGUGCUUGUCUCUGUGGCGAGUGCCAGCCUGACGUCUCAAGGCAGCGGAUACACGUCCAUCCCCACCAUCACCACCUCGCUCAAGCCAAGUGUCGGCCUGCCCUCGACAGUGCAGCAACUUGAGCUUCCAGUGUUUGACGUCUCCUUGACCAACGUGACGAGCACCGUUGUCACCCAGUCUAUCCUCGACUACAACCCAGCUAGACAGUGCUUCGUGGUGGCUGAAGAGUUUCCGACUUCCUUCUUGAGCGACUGUCAGGUCGUGCCCAAGGAGCAGGUCGGUCGGUACACCGGCAUGACAGCGAUGAUCGGGUCCAGCGAGUACGUCAUCAAGCAGGGAGCAGGCGGCGUCUACUGGGUGGCAGACCUCAAGGGCAACAAGCCUAGAAGCAUCGACCUGGCCAACAAGCCCUACACCAUCUACACGCAGCUGCAGCUGCAGGUGGCGAAGGGCAAGUGGAUCCGACAGGGCGAGAGCGUCAGCAUCAGCAUCCCCAGCUACCGGUUCAAGUCGGUCCCUAGCAACCCCAACGCGUUCGUCACUCCCUCUACAGAUGACGCCUCCAAGACCAUCCGAGAGAGGACGAGGUUUCAGUUUGCGACGCCCAUCAGCUUUCGCAACGUCCGGCUAGCGGGCGCUGCUGCUUCGCGGAUGCUUGUGCUCGGCGGUGCCAUGUCGUCAGGCGACACCUGCACCAUCCAGGGAAGUGACAUCGAGAGACCCCAGGCGUCCGACGGGGUGACGGUCAACCAUGCUGAAACCAUGACAAGCGUCGGAGGGAGCGUGCCUGUGUUUGCUCCUCCUUCUACUUGGGGCUCGGGCUAUCUCCGACCCGGGAGGUUCUACGGCACCUGUGCCUCUGGCAGGCGCUUGUCGGGCGUGUUCAUGCUCGAGGGGCAGCGGACUGGCAUCGAGCGGAUCGAGAUCGUGACUCCAGGAACAAGCUGCAGCGCUAACGUCCAGGUCACCAUCUCAAGUCCCGACAAGGACGGGGUGACUGAUGGGCUGACCAACACCCCGGUCUGUCCGUCCGACAGCUCUCUAUGCUCUCAGGCUACUGCAGUCGCGACUGUCAGCGGAGGGUCCAUCACCAGCAUCUCCCUCACCAGCGCGGGGAGUGGGUACUUCUUCCCGCCUACCGUGACGCUUACGAACCCCAGCUCCAACACGCCUUGUGACGCCUUUGCCAUCGCGCACUUGUCUCACAACUUCACCUCUCGUCUGCGGGUGACAGCUGACUCCAACCUGAUGAUGUACCACCCCCAGCGAGAUCACUUCGACUCCCUUACUGGCCUGCACUCGACCGUCUUCCCCGCGGUCGCUCUCUACAAGCGAUACGAUGCGAGGAAGUCCAACGCUGAGGUCGGAACAGGAUACGUGGCGGCGAUAGUCGUGACGUCUCUACCGCCGUCGUCUUGCACAGGACACAUCACCAUCGAGCCUCCGCCCUCAGGCAGGACCGCGAGGGCUAAAACAGCUGCCAACGGCGGCGUCACCUCGAUCGAGGUCAUCGACGGAGGGUCCGGGUACGAGUAUCCGCCAGCUGUGACCCUGCCGUGCACAGACGGCAGCGCCCGGGCGAUCCUAGGCUUCGCGACCUCAGACGUUCACAUGGCCGGCUCGAGAGCCUCCUCCUACACUGGCAUGCAGUUGGCGCUGCUGACGUCAUCGUCGAAGGCUCCCGCCUUCCGCUCUACCAUGGACUCGCCGGUGGUGGUCGGCUUCAACAAGGCUUGCAGCACUGCAGUCACGCAGACGAUGCUGAGGGCAGGCGGCUCGUGGAACAGCUCUCGAGUCACAGCAGUGACGGUCCCGCAGCAGGGGGUGUCGGGGUUUGCGUUCGGGUUCACAAACGUGAAGAUAAGCCCGUCAGCUAUCAACGCCAACGGUCUGGUCGACGCUCAUGCCGACGCCUUGGCGGUCCCCACCUGGUCCUUUCCUGUGUCGGGGUCGAGGCUUGUCAGCGGGGAGCUUGGGGUAGUGCACUACAACGGGCCUACGACCGUGAGUAAUCUCUUCAGCUGCGAUGAGUCGGUGCUGGUGUUCAGCUCUCCGCAGCGGCCAGGAGGGCAGGUGCUCAAGAUCAAAGUCUCUCAAGCUGCGGGCGCGAGCCUUCCCAGCUACGAGAUCGUACAGCAGGGUCAAGGGUACGCCAACAUCCCCAUCGUUGUCGACAUGGAGUUUAGCGUCGGAGGGGCGGUCAAGAGCUACCGACAAGACUUUGCGGACCUGAGCAGCAGCCAGCAGACGCUCUGCAAGCCUUCCUUCUUCUCGCUCAACACGGCGUAUCAGGGCACCAACGUCUACUCGGGCUUCGUCAUAGCCUCAGGCACUUCAGCACAGCAGACAGGCCUGACUCUCGACGGAGCUCUCAUCACCCACGAGGGAUACGGAUACCAGAGCUCGGGCUCCGGACCCAUCGCGACCUUCAGCUGCAGCGGAUGCUCCAGCAGCGCCUGUGCUGACAAGAGCGCCAACUCCAUCGCCAACCAGGUGUGCACUGCCUCAGAGCUUCAGGUGGAGGCGACGGUGAGCGGAGAGUGCUCGGGCUCGUGCGAGCAGUCGGUAGCGACCAGCGCCUUCUUCUCGCCCAGCAACCGCAACGGGCUGCAAGUCUGCUCGCCGGCGGACGGAGCGGCAGGAGACUACAGGACGCGCAAGACGCUGCAGAUGCGCGUGUCGAGCGGGCCGUCGGCGUACUCCUCCAGCAACGUCUACACGGCAAGACGCAGCCAGGGCUUCCAAGGCCCGCGAGGCUCCUUGAUCUUCAAGAUCACAGCUAACGAGGCGUUCGCGUCCGCCUCGCUCUGUCAGCCCCCGCGCGUCCUCGUGGAGCCUCCCCCCUCAGGCGGAGUGCAGGCAGAGGUCUUGCUCGACUACAUCGACACCAGCUCGGACCCCUACACCAACGGCCCGUCUGCGAGCUCGACAGCAGCCAGCAAGGGCUUCGCUGCCGACGCUGCUCCCUACCAGUAUGUGCUCAAAGUCAUCAACGCAGGGUCCGGCUACUUGACCGCUCCGUGCAUGAACGUCGUCGCUCUGCCCGGGUUGCUGCCGGCGUGCCCAGCUCCCACUCUUGGCGCUUACCCGAGAAGUGGGAUGGUCGCGUCUCGGGUCGAGCUCGUGAGGAACAUCUCGCUGCCAGAGCUCAACCAGGGCGCCGCAAACGUCCAGCCGACUUGCAGCAGCGGGUCGUUUGUUGUCAAGUCUCUCUGCCCGGGCUCCAACCCCUGCACAAGCGCCUACUCGCAAGCAGAGCUCAACCCGCUGCCUUCCUGCUCAGGCUCCUCGCAGUGCAGCGCAUGUGCUACGUUCCCUUGCCCCGCCCGCACCUGCGCGGCAGACAACUGUCCCUCCUACCUGUCGACAGUCCUUGAUGCCUCGCUCUCGAGCGUGGUCGCUGAUGAGGCGCUGGCAGCCAUCGGGUGGGAUGCUCGGACCCACCAGCCAGUCCUGCUCAACGCGGGCUUCGGCUUCUCUCCCAGCACGCCUAACCCGCUGAGGCUCGAGUUUCCUUCGGACGCAGGACAAGCGUAUCCGUGCGCGGAGAUUCUACUCUACUUCACCGACAGCCCCAGCUCAGACGCCCUUCAGCCGGGCCCUCUCUACUGGCCGGGCGACUUGUCCUUCGAUCAGAGCUCUGUCCGAAACCUGGCGGGCCAGGUGACCGGAGUGGACUAUCUGCUCAGACCCGGCUUCAUCAACGCAGUCUACGGCUCGUUCAGCAACUUCCCUGUCACGACUCUUGUGGCUCUCAGAGACCAGGCGGCUCGUCGGCUCCUGCAGACCUCCAGGUCGGCUGUGCUGGAGGUGCAGUCAGUGUCGGGCUUCAAGGUCGGCGACUACAUCCGGCUUGUGGAUGAAGUCCUCAUCGUGGACGCGAUCAGCGUCCAGCAGAGCACUCUCACGGUCACUCGAGGGGCGCUGAACUCCAGCAUAGCCUCGACCUUCGCCGCAGGCACCGUUGUCAGGACCUUCAACCCGGGCUCCGUGCUGCUCAAGAGCGUCGCAAGGGACGCGACCAGCAUUGAGGUGUCAAACGCCGCCAAGUUCACGUCGGGCAGAUACAUCCAGGUAGAGAAGGAGGUCAUGUACGUCACUGCCGUAGGAGCCUCGUCGUUGACUGUCCUUCGAGCACAAGAGGGGACGAUCGCAGCCAGUCAUGCCGCGUUCAAGGCGGUGGGGAACGUGCGACCCUCGCAUAAUUAUCCGAUCGUGCUGCAGGAAGCCGUGACGGCGAGUCAAACCUUCUUGACUGUAUCGGACGCGAGCCUGUUGUUUGCGGGGGCCUUCAUCCAGGUGCUGGACGAGAUCAUGAGAGUCACUUCGAUAUCCGGCGACAAACUUACCGUCCAGCGAGCGCAGGCAGGAACAUCUGCGUCAUCGCACCCGACGGUAGUGCUGGUAAAGCUGACAACUGAGGCGAGCCUGGGGCGUUCAAUCUACAGGUCAAACAUGGUACUGUUGACUACGAUCAAAUCUAGCGACACUGUCCUACGUUUGAUGGACCCAGUCAAAGACACGCAGUCAUCAGGCUUUCAGCCAGGCGACUAUCUGCUGAUCUAUCACUAUGCCUAUGAGUACUGCAUCGAGGAUUCUUGUGCUCGACGGGCGGGAUUUACCUCACCUAGUUAUGAGGCGAUGUUGGUAUUGAGCGCUGAGACUUCUACUGUAUCGGGGUAUCUCUACCAGAACCUGACGGUCCAAAGAGCUCAGUUUGGAUCAUCUGCUCAAGAGUUCUUCCAAGGGAUCUCAGUGAACUAUCUAUUCAGCCCACGUGUCCUUGAGCAGUCAAUCGAUAAGACGGCAACCAACGCAAACUUCUCAAACACUUACGGACUGCAAGCCGGAGAUCUUCUGUGGGCUCUGACAGGUGUAAAAGCCCAUGAAGGGGGCAAUUUGGGGUACAUAGAAGUGAUGGAGUAUCAGUCGGACGGCAGUGUGCGUCGAGAAAUGAUCCCUGAAUGCACGAUAUAUCAGAUUCCCUUCUCGCUUUCGCAGGCUACCAGCGUGUCAGCGGGUGCGCUUGUGCAGACAAUAGCGAAGCCUGCCUACUUCAACCCUCCAUACAUUAUCGAUUCCGAUGAUACAUGGGUAACAAUGUCGAGGACAUCCGACUUUGCAGUUGGAGACAUCGUGAGCGAUGGCUCUUCAGCUCUCGAAGUGACAGCUAUCAACACUGCAGACAGCAAAAUCACAUUAAAAAGAUUGUUUGAUGAAGAUCAAGAUCCUCCUUACACAGGGUACCUUGUGAAGAUUGAGGGUCUGAGGCUCCUCAACUCAACUCUUGACACAGACGUUAUGGACCCUUCUGACUCUGCUACCUUCAGCAUCUCCUUGCACACUCUAGUCUCAGACUUCUACUCCCCGGGUGACUUCGUGUGGAUAUGCGACGGGUCUAGAGGCUUGUUUCGAGUACAAGCUGUCGGAGAUUACUCCAUGGACGUUACUCCAUACAGUAUUAUUCAAGGAAUAUCAUUCUCAAAAGACAAAGCAGUAUUGUUCAAGUACGAGAGAUUUGACGUUCUGAACGGUGACGCGUUAUCCCCCGGUGACAGCGUCAUGUUCACGUGGGGUUAUGUCAUAUUCAAGUUGUUUGCUUCUGUCGAUCUGUUAAACACGGGUGGCACAGCACAAGUCAUCUCAUCCUCUGCGAACGAAGUCCGCCUCACCUUCACCUCAGGAGGAUAUGGCCCAGACCAUACUAUUGCAUGGUUUUAUGACGUACAUUUCACCCAUCAGCUGCUGCCGAUCUCCAAGAAGAGCUUCGCCACGUCCAAGCUUGCUCUAGACAUUGACUCGACCGUAACGCGCGUCAUCCUCUUCGACGCCUCCGGGUUCCUAGCCGGCGACAGCAUCGUCAUCGACGAUGAGAUCAUGACCAUAGACAACCUCAACGGCAACCUCCUCCAUGUCUCUCGAGCUCAAGCAGGCACCGCUGCUGCCCCUCACAAGCUCGCUGCAUCAGUCGCAUGGACCGCUCCCAUAGCCAAGACGUCCUCGCCAGUGUCUGCCGUAACUCCUAUGACUCGGCGCGACCAGCACCUGAGAUACAUUGCCCAGCAGGGCUCCAUCGCCCUUCCCAGCUCGAUCUUGCAGGCCUCCAGCAGCUACCAAGACGUCUGGGCACAGCUCGACGAGGAGAUCAUCAUGAUCCGACAGCCCGCCUCAGGUGUCGUCCCCGAGGAUGAUCGCGGGCUGAGAGGAACGUCGGCGGCUGCUCACGUGACCAACACGCCCUACAACAUCCCCAACGCGGUCUUCUCCUGGCAGCUCAACGUCAGGUCAAGUCUGCUGGGCUUGUCGGGCUUCUCAGCUCUGCCUGUGUACAGCAUGAACGCUGCUGGAGUGAUCGCAGUGUCAGGAGUCCACGUGCUGUCGGGAGGAGCCGGAGUGACAAGCCAGCCAUCCUUCCAGCUGAGCCUCAACAGGUUCAUCGACAGCGACGCCCAAGGGCAGGCGGUCGGAGGAGCGACUUACUCCUACCGCCCUCUGAUCCAGCAGACUUACCUCGGGGUCGACCUGACAAACAAGUUCACCAAGAGACUCAUCAGGCCAACUGUGACCUACCCCGUGACGUACCAGCCUUGGAGGUUCCCAGCAGACCCUCUCCACUUCCAGGACAGGAUGGACGGGUAUGACCCGAGCUCAGACAGCUCACUGCUGUCUCCUACCAACGGUUCCAACGCCAUCAACGCCAGCUCUCCGAUCCCUCACGAGCCAGGCUCGCCCGUGUUCGUGCUCGACUCCUUCGGUCAGAUGCUCGGCGAUCAGGCUGUACCCCAGCAGAGCCUGUCGGUGUCAGACGGCAGCGCGUACUCCUACUCCAUCACCAGCAGACCGUCCGUGCUGGACUCUACCUGGAGCAGCCCGGCCCUGCUCAUCGUGUCGACGUCAUCGGCUACGACAGCCGACAUGUACCUCAACGACACCAUUGCGGGCUCCUACUCCAACGGUCAGAAGUCCGCUCUGCUUUCUGCCAGCAGCAGGAUGUUCGCUUGGAAGACAGACCCGCGCAAGCUUGCUGUGAUCGUCGGGGCCUCAGCAGCAGCCAUGUCUACACAAGCAAAUGCAAGCUCGUCGACGACUCCAGCAGGAGGUCAGAACAUCGGAGCCAUCAUCGGAGGCGUCAUCGGGGGCGUGGUAGGAGCAGCUCUGCUUGGCCUGCUCGCCUACAAGCUCCUCCUGCUCAAGGCCGUCGGCAAGGCAGUAGACGUGGAGAUGGUGCCUGUCUACCUGCCUCAAGCCUAUCCUGCCCUUGACGUGGAGUACGCCGCUGCAGCUCCGAUGCCUGUUGCUACUCCAGCGUACGGCCAGCAGCCCAUGGCUCUCGGCAUAGCUCGAUACGAGCGAUCCUUUCUAUCGGAUAAGAAUGAAAAUGAUUUGUAG
Molecule: messenger RNA, 12507 nt
Organism: Guillardia theta CCMP2712
Lineage: Eukaryota; Cryptophyceae; Pyrenomonadales; Geminigeraceae
Exons: 3
Coding region: 1-12507 (4168 amino acids)
Source: RefSeq, a predicted model, not a curated record